Fusarium verticillioides 7600 is the source of this 354-nucleotide messenger RNA. RefSeq lists its product as hypothetical. The record is from RefSeq and is a predicted model, not a curated record. Lineage: Eukaryota; Fungi; Ascomycota; Sordariomycetes; Hypocreales; Nectriaceae. The transcript has 3 exons. The coding region runs from base 26 to 289 and encodes 87 amino acids.
CAAUCCUUUUGCAUCAGUCAGCAUCAUGAAGCUUGCCUCUUCUCUCUUUCUCAUCGCCAACGUGGCUACUGGAGCACUUGCUCUUAAAGGAGAUGGCGCCGCGUGUGAGUUGAACAUCGAGUGUCUCAGCGGAUACUGCAUGCCUCAUACAGGCUCGGACCAAUACGUAUGCUGGGGUGAGCGCCGUAAGGGAGACUGGUGCAACGUCAACUUCACCGGAACUGUGUGCAACAGAGGACUGACGUGUAAAUCUUACCAGGGAAGCUUCUUCCUUGGUAAGUGCACCUAAAGGCAGCUAGGAGGUCCUAGCUAGAUAAGUAGUAACACUACAUCAUAUAUGCUUAUUCUCUUGAC